Messenger RNA from Monoraphidium neglectum, 390 nucleotides. Its product is annotated as cell division protease FtsH. NCBI's taxonomy places the organism in Eukaryota, Viridiplantae, Chlorophyta, Chlorophyceae, Sphaeropleales, Selenastraceae. The transcript is spliced from 3 exons. Bases 1 to 390 code for a protein of 129 amino acids. Gene Ontology annotation, cellular component: membrane. Gene Ontology annotation, molecular function: ATP-dependent peptidase activity; metalloendopeptidase activity; zinc ion binding. The record is from RefSeq and is a predicted model, not a curated record.
AUGGCAGCCACGCCCGACGCUGCGCGCGCUGCGGACUUCGUGGCGCCCCCGGAGGGCUCCACUACUGUCGUGGCGGAGCAGUCCGGCCCGCAGAGCCUGACGUUUGGCAGCGGUACUGCCGGCCAGCAGGCACCCGCCCUGCGCGAUGACGCCGCCAGCGGCCUGCCCGAGGGCAACCAGUGGCGCUACUCUGAGUUCAUCAACGCCGUUCAGGGUGGCAAGGUGGAGCGCGUGCGCUUCAGCAAGGACGGCAGCAUGCUGCAGCUGACUGCCAUUGACGGCCGCCGCGCCACCGUGGUGCUGCCCAAUGACCCGGACCUGGUGGACAUCCUGGCCAGGAACGGCGUGGACAUCAGCGUGUCCGAGGGCGAGCAGCAGCUGGGGCAGUGA